Molecule: messenger RNA, 1141 nt
Organism: Myiozetetes cayanensis
Lineage: Eukaryota; Metazoa; Chordata; Aves; Passeriformes; Tyrannidae
Product: olfactory receptor 52B2-like
Exons: 2
Coding region: 147-1121 (324 amino acids)
Biological process (GO): G protein-coupled receptor signaling pathway
Cellular component (GO): membrane
Molecular function (GO): olfactory receptor activity; G protein-coupled receptor activity
Source: RefSeq, a predicted model, not a curated record
AGGGAAGGGCCGACAUCCCCAGCCCUGGCAGCCCAGCGGGGAUUUGGGCUCCCCCGAGCUCGGCACCGCCCGGGGCUGUGGUUCCUCCUCUCGGUUUGGGGCUGGUCCUCGAGCCAAGCCAGGCUGACACCGAGGGCCGAAGCGCCAUGUACGAGCUCAACGAAAGCAGCUUCGACCCCAUCACCUUCGUCCUGACAGGCAUCCCGGGCAUGGAGGAGUGCCACAUCUGGAUCUCCGUGCCCUUCUGCCUGAUGUACCUCACCGCAGUGUUCAGCAACUCGGUCCUUCUCUUCGUCAUCAGCACAGACCGGAGCCUCCACGAGCCCAUGUACCUCUUCCUCGCCAUGCUGGCCGUCUCUGACCUCAUGCUGUCCACCACCACGGUGCCCAAAAUGCUGGCCAUCUUCUGGUUCAGCGCCAGAGAGAUUUCCUUUGAUGCCUGCAUCACGCAGAUGUUCUUCACCCAUUUCAGCUUCAUCGUGGAAUCCUCCGUGCUGCUGGCCAUGGCCUUCGACCGCUACGUGGCCGUGUGUGACCCGCUGCGCUACUCGUCCAUCCUGACGCCCUCGGCGAUCGGGAAAAUCGCCGUGACCGCCGUCGUCCGGGGCUUCUGCAUCAUGUUCCCACCCAUCUUCCUGCUGAAGCGGCUGCCCUACUGCGGGCACAACGUGAUGCCCCACACCUACUGCGAGCACAUGGGCAUCGCCCGCCUGGCCUGCGCCGACAUCCGAGCCAACGUGUGGUACGGGCUGACGACGGCGCUGCUCUCCUCGGGGCUGGACGUCGUGCUCAUCGCCGUGUCCUACGCGCUCAUCCUCAGGGCCGUGUUCCGCCUCCCGUCCCCCGAGGCUCGGCUCAAAACCCUGAGCACCUGCGGCUCCCACCUCUGCGUCAUCCUCAUGUUCUACGUGCCGGCCUUCUUCUCCUUCCUCACGCAUCGCUUCGGCCACCACAUCCCCAGCCACGUCCACAUCCUCCUCGCCAACCUCUACGUCGUGGUCCCGCCGAUGCUCAACCCCAUCGUUUACGGGGUGAGGACCAGGCAGAUCCGGGAGCGUGUCCUCCGCCUCCUCUGCCCCGCGGGGGAGUGUCCUUGCCCCAGCUGUUGGGGCAGGUGCUGAGCAGGGGAAGGGGGACACGG